Aspergillus fumigatus Af293 is the source of this 1956-nucleotide messenger RNA. RefSeq lists its product as uncharacterized. The transcript is spliced from 2 exons. NCBI's taxonomy places the organism in Eukaryota, Fungi, Ascomycota, Eurotiomycetes, Eurotiales, Aspergillaceae. The record is from RefSeq and is a predicted model, not a curated record. Gene Ontology annotation, molecular function: protein binding. The coding region runs from base 1 to 1956 and encodes 651 amino acids.
AUGCCAUCCUUCCCAACCAGACCAUUGGUCAAGCUGAGGGAUGACGGGCUGCAGCUGAGCUAUCAACUCCCUCAGCGCGUUCAUGCGGCGAAAGCAUAUCCGAUCCUCGCCCCCAAUGGCUCAUCCAUCAUCGUAUAUGGCUACGAGAAUGGUCUAAAAGUGAUUUGGAGAGGUGGAAAACGCUUCUCUGCACCUAAACCAUUCACUCAGAAAGCCGCCAAACCAGCCAGAGGAAACAGUAGCAAUGACGAUGCGGUCAUGAUUAUCGAUUCUGACCAUGAGAGCGCAGCAGAGACACCCAAGGAAGAAGGGCCUGUCUACGAAUUCGAAGAAGACGAAACUGAGGUCGAUUCCGCCUUUCCUUUCGAGGAUAUUCUCCGUCAGAUUGACAUACCUCUUGGCAGCAGAGUCCUUGACUUGGCAGUGCCUCGUAUCCUCCCCGAGACAGCUCGCUCAUCACUUGAUCCUUUCCCUCCCGCUCUGAAGAAGUUGAUGGCGAUUUCCGCUGUGUGCGCUGAUUAUUCAACUCGGAUUGUGACUCUGCCCUUGAUCCCUCCUCACCCAACACAGACAGAACUCACCUCAUGGCAAGUGCAAACUGUCUCCAUAUCCGGUGGAGUGUCUCACCAGGAAGUUCCAAGGGGAGUCAGUAUCAGCUUUACUUGUCAGGAGAUCGAAUCAGAUGAGGAUGUUACUAUGUCUCCAACCAAGUCCGAUUUUCAGGACAGUGAGCGAUGGGAUCUUUUGGUGGCAACUCACUCCGCAGAAGCAUCCGGUCUUCUCUUAAUACAUCGGAUUCCCAUUGUGGAGGAUAGAAUGUACGAUGACGAGAUUGUCUCUAGACGAGUCUAUCUGCCCGCGCCGGCGACGAACAUCUCUUUCAAUCCGUCGACCUUUCCAGCUCUUCGUCACUCAACUCUCCUAGUCGCCUUCCACAGCGGGUGCGUGAAGGUCUAUUCUUGCUUCUCCAGAAAACCUGCAAAAGUGUCAAGAAGGGCAUCGGGGCCUCAGAGUGAUUUUGAAAAGGCCGAGACUGAGGGAAGGUGGCUGAUUAGCCUCUACCCUGGCUUCGAACAAUCGCCUUCUGGGCUGGUGCGGCGAAAGACCAUUAUUGACGCCGAAUGGGUGCUCGGCGGACGAGCCAUUAUGGUGCUGAUGGCGGAUGGCGAAUGGGGUGUGUGGGAUCUUGAGGGAGCUGGACCGGGCAGUACUAAGGGCCCUCUUCAGCGACAGUCCAGCAUACAGGGUGUGACUGGCGGUUCGCUGACCGCGUUUUCCGUGAGUGGUAAGAUUGUGGGUCGGAUGACAGGACGGAACGAGUCCGGCAGCGAGUCCCCCGUUGAGCCGCGGCCGAAAUUUGCGCCCAUGACUCCCUCCACCAAGCGCGUGCGGGAAGAUACCCUGUUGAAAGGCACACUUGCUACACCCACCCCGUCUUUAUGCGGAGAGAUUUCGGUGUACCAGACGAGUUCGCUGAGAGAUGCACUGCCUGACGAGUCAAUAUUGCUACGACAUGGCACUCAGAGUGCGGUGAUCCCCAGUCUACUCUCCCUGUGGCGCAACGCCAUUAAAGCCAGUGGCACUUUUGACGCAUCGAACCGCUGCAGAGUUUCACCUAUUCAGGACAUUCACCUGAUGGGAGAGAACUUCACUGGCAUUAGUCAUCUUCCUGCGGCAGCUCGCCGUUCUCGGGACACGGAGCGCCAGGACUUUGAUAUCCUCAUCACAUCAGAGCAUCGCAUCAUUAUACUUGCGCCAAAGCUGACCGAACCCGAAGAUAUCCCGGUCUCUCGGCAGUCAACCAGCGAAGAAGCAACCAUUGAGGCGGAUCAGCUCAUGCUCCGCAGGGGAGUGUUGGACGUGGAUGGAAUGGACCGCCUUCUGAGUGGCAUGGCCAGCGGCAACCGAUCAAUGCGAAUGGGAAGUCCGAUCAAACGAGCACGCAUCUUCGCUUGA